This is a messenger RNA of Solea senegalensis (Senegalese sole), 1905 nucleotides long. It is a transcript of the gene stk17a, whose product is annotated as serine/threonine kinase 17a. The record is from RefSeq and is a predicted model, not a curated record. Gene Ontology annotation, molecular function: ATP binding; protein serine/threonine kinase activity. NCBI's taxonomy places the organism in Eukaryota, Metazoa, Chordata, Actinopteri, Pleuronectiformes, Soleidae. The coding region runs from base 237 to 1571 and encodes 444 amino acids. Gene Ontology annotation, biological process: intracellular signal transduction; positive regulation of apoptotic process; protein phosphorylation. The transcript has 7 exons. Gene Ontology annotation, cellular component: nucleus.
GCAGCAGCAGCAGCAGCUCGGUGUCAACCCGCUGACAAACGCGGCGUCAAAGCAGGACACUCGCGUUGUUUCUCACAGCGUUAGAGAUGCGGGCACUUGUAACUCACGUAACUCCUGAACUUUUACUCUUAAUUUGUUUCUAAAUCAAUGUAUUUAAAGUUUAAGUGUUGCUGACGCUGACCCUUUGCUAAACUUCCCACCUGGACCUCAUUAACGAACCUACGAACGACGUCAUCAUGAUCCCCGAAUGUCCACGCGCCGGGGAGCCGAAGAGCCGAUGCCGCGUCGUGUUCAGCUCCGCAGCCGAACCGAGCCGGAACCAGAAUAACGACCAGAGCCAGAACCAGAGCCAGAGCCAGAGCCAGAGCCAGAACCAGAACCAGAACCAGAGCCAGAGGCGCAUUGUCAACGGCUUGUUGAGCGGAAUUCAGACCACCAUCAGAAAAGAAACGUUCACCGACCACUUCACCAUCAUCCCCGGCAAAGAGCUCGGCAGGGGGAAAUUUGCCGUGGUCAGGAAAUGUGUGGAGAAAUGCACGGGGCACGAGUACGCUGCCAAGUUCAUGAGGAAGAGGAGGAAAGGCCAGGACUGCAGGAUGGACAUCAUCCAUGAGAUUGCAGUGCUGGAGCUGGCCUCAGUGAACCCCCGGGUGGUCAACCUCCACCAGGUCUACGAGAUGGCCUCUGAGAUGGUGCUGGUCCUGGAGUUCGCGGCUGGAGGUGAGAUCUUCAACCAGUGUGUGUCAGAGCGAGAGGAGGAGGCCUUCAGUGAGGAGGACGUGAAGAGGCUCAUGAGGCAGAUCCUGGAGGGAGUGACCUUCCUCCACCAGAACAACAUUGUUCACCUGGACCUGAAGCCACAGAACAUCCUGCUCACCAGCAGCUCUCCUCUGGGUGACAUCCAGAUCGUGGACUUCGGUCUGUCCAGGCUGGUCUGCAGCCACCAGGAGCUCAGAGAGAUCAUGGGAACUCCAGAGUAUGUUGCUCCUGAGAUUUUAAACUACGAGCCCAUAAGCACAGCAACAGACAUGUGGAGCGUCGGGGUUCUGGUCUACGUGAUGCUGACAGGAAUCUCUCCUUUCCUGGGUGACGACAAGCAGGAGACGUUUCUCAACAUCUCCCAGCUCAACGUGAGCUACAUGGAGGAGGAGCUGCAGCAUCUGGACCAGGCUGCUGUGUCCUUCAUGCAGACGCUGCUCUGCAAAAACCCACAGGAUCGAGCCACAGCAGAGCAGUGUCUUCAACAUCCCUGGCUUCAAACCUCCAAGUCUUUGAAAAGCCAGAUGACGGAGGAUAUCCCACCAGUGGAGGAGCAGCAGGUCUGCAGGAGCACCAGUGUUCCUGAGUCUCUCAGCAGGCCGACCACAGCGGAGGAGGAGGAGGAGGAGGAGCACCCAGUGACAGAGGAGCUGAUCGUUGUGACUGCUUACACUCUGGGUCAGUGCCGCCAGUCGUCCACCUCAGAGGAGGCGGCUCUGGCUGCUGAGCAGAAGGCCGCCGUGUCCAAGCGCUUUAAGUUUGACGAACCUUUCAGUGUCCUGCAGGAGGUUCCUGGAGAGUUCAUCUACUGACCACACGCACGCUCACGCACCACCACCCUUUUUCUCCACUAGUUGACGCCGUCACAGUAAAAAUCUGCAUGUAUGUGCAUUUUAAAUCAAAUGCUGUCACAGUUCAGUUUUAUUGAAGAGACUCUUUUUUUUCGUAUUUCUCCCACAAUGCAUCACUUCCAUCUCGUCCUAACAUGACUACAGUAUAGUCAAGUUCAUGUUUUUUAUUUGUCAGACAUGACACGGAAAACUGAUCAAAUCUUUGUCGUCAUCUUUUUCACCAACAAACAAACAAAGAAGCAGAGAGAGACUGAGGCUGAUCCAGGGUCAGGAUCAGGAUCAGGGUCAGGAUCAG